AAUUUGCAUGUGUGGUUUGAAUGUGCAAGCAUUUGUGUGUGGUGUGUUCUGGAGUUUGGGAAUGUGUUAUGUGUUAUUUUUGUUUGAGCAGGUAUUUGUGAUGAUAGAUCUUGAGAAGAUCUUUCCGACGCAACAAGAAUCGCUUCAAUCGGAGCAAGAACGCGAAAGCUAUGAAGAUUCAAAGUUCAUGAGCUUGCGUUACAAUUGCGACGGUUACAAAGAGAUGUUCGAGCACAUCAAGGAUCUUGUGGAAGCGGAUGAUUCAGGUCCAAGGGCGUGGAAACUACUACGCGAUGUGAUUCAGCCCAACACUCUCCCGAUGGUGAUCGUGCUCAAGAAGGAACUUGCUGCCAUCUCCAUGCGACCAGGGGACGAUGUGAAGCCGCAAGAUCAAUGGACACCUGAGUGGCUAAGGCAGCAGAUUCUGCAGGAGGACUUCCGCAGACGCCAUAUGGGAGGCGAUUUGCUUGAUGAGGUAAAACCCCCUGGGAAGAUUAAGUAUAUGGCAGCAGCGUCAGGUGCUUUGCUCCCCGUGAUUGGUGUUGGGAAUGCCAAGGUUAAGGGAGCUAAUGGGGAGCUUGUGGGGCUUGGGAAUGUUCUGUUGGUUGAAGGUUUGUCUGCUAACCUUCUCUCUGUGCGGCGACUGCAAAAGAGUAAGGCCGAAGUGACCUUUGGACCAACCAGCUGCCGUGCUAAGCUUGGGAAGAAGGGGGAGUUGAAGAGGAAGGGGAUCCAACAUCAACUGACAGUGCCCUACAACCCGCAGCAGAAUGGCGUGGCUGAGAGGUUCAACAGGACUCUGCAGGAGGGGGCACGCACUCUCCUUGGGCGUGCAGGGCUGCCUGAUCCGUUUUGGGUGUCUGCACUAAGGCAGGUCGCCCUUGUGAAGAACAGGGUGCUGGCUACAGUUGGGGAUAAGGAGUGGAUCCCAUAUGUCAAGUGGUAUGGGAGUGCUCCAGUUGUGAACAUGCUGAGGGCAUUUGGCGCAGAGCAGAUGCUGGAGAUGCAGUUCAAGUGCUCCAAGAUGGGUGAGGUGAAGUACUAUUUGGGGAUGCAUGUGGAGAGAGAUGUGGAGAAGGGUGUACUGAGGUUGCACCAGAGGAAGUACUGUGAGGGGCUGGCUGAGAAGUAUGGGCUGCAAGAUGGGGGAAAGCCAGCAACACCACUACCUUCAGGGUUUACUGUGGAGCCAUGUGCUGAUGAGGAGGUAGUGGUGAAGCUGGCCAAGAAUGCUUGUCUGCAUGGGCUGACAAAACACAUAAGGCCUAAGUGGCACUGGGUGAGGAGACUUCUUGAUAAGGAGGUGCGGCUGGAGAUAGUGAAGACCCAUCAGCAGACAGCAUAUAUUUUCACUAAGCGUCUGGCGGAGGCGGAUCAUUGGAAGGGCAUGAAGCUUGCUGGGAUGAGUGUGCAUUGAGUAUGCAUGCUUGAGAUGUUGGUAUGGUGGAUGCUGGUUGGCAGCCAGAGGGGGAGAUUGUUGUGUGAUGUCAUCAUAUGCUAUCACAUUCUGUCUGCCUCCCAUCCCAUGUUUUCAAUUUGCAUGUGUGGUUUGAAUGUGCAAGCAUUUGUGUGUGGUGUGUUCUGGAGUUUGGGAAUGUGUUAUGUGUUAUUUUUGUUUGAGCAGGUAUUUGUGAUGAUAGAUCUUGAGAAGAUCUUUCCGACGCAACAAGAAUCGCUUCAAUCGGAGCAAGAACGCGAAAGCUAUGAAGAUUCAAAGUUCAUGAGCUUGCGUUACAAUUGCGACGGUUAC
Closterium sp. NIES-67 is the source of this 1750-nucleotide messenger RNA. The record is from the annotation of a GenBank genome assembly. NCBI's taxonomy places the organism in Eukaryota, Viridiplantae, Streptophyta, Zygnematophyceae, Desmidiales, Closteriaceae.